AUGUCGACCAAGACUGAGGCUUCCCGCCCACGGCCGGCAGACACCAAGCAGAAGGUGCACAUCGCCGACACCCCUCUCACCAGCAAGAACUGGCACAAGCACGUCAACUGGCUCAAUGUCUUCCUCAUCCUCGGCAUUCCCUUCUAUGGCUGUGUCCAGGCCUUGUGGGUGCCAUUGCAGAUGAAGACUCUGGUCUGGGCAGUCAUUUACUACUUUUUCACCGGUCUUGGUAUCACCGCAGGAUACCAUCGUCUCUGGGCUCACUGCUCCUACUCCGCCACCCUUCCUCUCCGUAUCUGGCUCGCCCUUGUCGGUGGCGGCGCCGUCGAAGGCUCCAUCCGUUGGUGGGCUCGCGGCCACCGUGCCCACCACCGAUACACUGAUACUGAGAAGGACCCCUACUCCGUCCGGAAGGGUUUCUGGUACUCCCACCUGGGAUGGAUGGUCAUGAAGCAGAACCCCAAGCGUAUCGGCCGUACCGACAUUUCCGACCUCAACGAGGACCCCGUCGUGAUCUGGCAGCACCGUCACUACCUCAAGGUUGUCUUUGGCAUGGGUCUGAUUGCUCCCAUGGUCGUAGCUGGUCUCGGAUGGGGUGACUGGUUCGGCGGCUUCAUUUACGCCGGUAUCCUGCGUAUCUUCUUCGUUCAGCAGGCCACUUUCUGUGUCAACUCUCUGGCUCACUGGCUCGGUGACCAGCCCUUCGAUGACCGCAACUCCCCUCGUGAUCACGUCAUCACUGCCCUCGUCACCCUCGGUGAGGGAUACCACAACUUCCAUCAUGAAUUCCCCUCGGACUACCGUAAUGCCAUCGAGUGGCACCAGUACGACCCCACCAAGUGGACCAUCUGGGCAUGGAAGCAGCUUGGUCUUGCCUACGAUCUUAAGCAGUUCCGUGCCAACGAGAUUGAGAAGGGUCGUGUGCAGCAGCUCCAGAAGAAGAUCGACCAGAAGCGCGCCAAGUUGGACUGGGGCGUGCCUUUGGAGCAGCUUCCCGUCAUGGAGUGGGAUGACUAUGUUGAGCAGGCUAAGAGCGGCCGCGGCCUGAUUGCCAUCGCCGGUGUGGUUCACGAUGUCACCGACUUCAUCAAGGACCACCCCGGUGGUAAGGCCAUGAUCAACUCUGGCAUCGGCAAGGACGCUACUGCCAUGUUCAACGGGGGUAUCUACUAUCAUUCCAACGCCGCCCACAACCUUCUGUCCACCAUGCGGGUCGGUGUUAUCCGCGGUGGAUGUGAGGUUGAGAUCUGGAAGCGCUCCCACAAGGAGAACGCCGAGUAUGUGCGUGACGAGUCUGGCCAACGUGUUAUCCGCGCUGGUCAGCAAGUGACCAAGAUUCCUGAGCCAGUUCCUACUGCUGAUGCUGCUUAA
This is a messenger RNA of Penicillium chermesinum, 1371 nucleotides long. Its product is annotated as stearoyl-CoA 9-desaturase sdeA. Gene Ontology annotation, biological process: unsaturated fatty acid biosynthetic process. The transcript has a single exon. The record is from RefSeq and is a predicted model, not a curated record. Gene Ontology annotation, molecular function: iron ion binding; heme binding; stearoyl-CoA 9-desaturase activity. Lineage: Eukaryota; Fungi; Ascomycota; Eurotiomycetes; Eurotiales; Aspergillaceae. Gene Ontology annotation, cellular component: endoplasmic reticulum membrane. Bases 1 to 1371 code for a protein of 456 amino acids.